Messenger RNA from Cuscuta campestris, 1275 nucleotides. The record is from the annotation of a GenBank genome assembly. Lineage: Eukaryota; Viridiplantae; Streptophyta; Magnoliopsida; Solanales; Convolvulaceae.
AAAAGCAUCUGCCACGUGACAGUUAUUUGAAUGGAAAAUAUAGGGUGUCAUGGCGUCCCAAUAAACUGUCCCCGUGCGAAGUUACAUUUUUCUGACAAUAGAUGGGACUACAAUUCCAUGCUUGUGUGGCAAAAUUUUCAGAAUUGUGAUUCCAAUUGGCCCACUUUUGGAGAUGCUCUAAGAUGAUCAUAGCUCUAAGCCUCCAACAUAGUUGGGAAUUUAAUGUCCCUAGCUUCAACUUAGUUGUGAUUAAAUCAUAACCUAAUUGGCUUUAUCUUUGAUAAAUUUAUAUCAGCCAUUCCUUGCUUCGGGAGAACAUACAACCAGCAAUAUUCAAGCUUUUGUUGAUUUCAAGGGAGAAUCUUACAGCGGUGGAGGGAACAUCACAUUCGGAGGAACCCUUGAUGACAAUGCUCCUUUGAAAACAAAAUUUUUUGAAGCAAAGCUUCUUUUUGGAGAGUCGCCACUAAACUUAACAUAUUCAGUAAAAUCUAGCGGAGGGUCUCUAUUAGGACUUACCCUUCUCUUCUCUAACGACUCCAAGAAGAAAAAGUCCAUAUUGUUGGCACCGGGGUCCAGCCCCUCAUUGCUUACGCACAACCAUUUAGCAGCACAUUUUGACACCAUCAUUAUGCCACAUCGCGUUGAAAAGACAGGACCUGAACUGGGAUGGGAUGUUCUAGAAAGUUCCAUAGCAAUGGAUGGAUACACACUAACUGAAAUCGGCGCUAUAUGCUAUAAGCUAGAGAAAGCAAUUUCUGGGUCAUCAGAAUACAAUGCAGUUCUUGGUCAUAUUUCAAUUAGAACUCCAGAAACAACCCCUUCUUCAAGAUCCCCACCAAAAGCAAAUUCAUGGGUCAUUGAGAGUAGACAUAUCAAAUGGUCAUCUGGUUCACAAGGAACCAGGAAACUUAACAUGAUGCUUGCAUGGAAGCUGCUGGAACACACAAGUGUUACUGAUCUGUGUUUGGAGUAUAAAGUAUAUGUCAAGAAAAUGACCAAAUCAUCGGACGAGGAAGAAGAACAAGUCUACCUUGGGGCUGCAAUGGUGGAGGCAUUUUAUGUUUCUAAUCUGCAAGUUCCAGAUGGCGUGUCUGCUCUUGAAUUCAUCGUCCAAGUCAGCAUGGACGGAAUCUCUCAGAAGCUCGAAGAUUCUCCGUCCUUUAAGAUGGACGUUCAAGAUUCUUAAUAGAUUCUCCUCAACCCCCCCCCCACCCCCCGCCCCCCACAAAAAAAAAUUACAAGGAAUUAUUGCAGUAAAAUACAAGGAAAUGG